Molecule: messenger RNA, 2846 nt
Organism: Andrographis paniculata
Lineage: Eukaryota; Viridiplantae; Streptophyta; Magnoliopsida; Lamiales; Acanthaceae
Exons: 7
Coding region: 262-2352 (696 amino acids)
Source: RefSeq, a predicted model, not a curated record
ACGUCAAAUUUGUAUAUAAAGAAUAAAUUGUAAUUAAGACGAACUGCCGCUACCCCUCUUUGGCUUUCACGCUAGCGCUCGCAGAUUCUCUUGGCGGAAAUCUCCGGCGAGUGUACUUGAAUAACUCCGGCGGUGCGUCGGAAUCCUACAUAUCUCAUUGAGCUCCGCUCCGAUAAGUGAUUUGGUUCCGAGUUUGAAACAUUGACGGAAUCCGAUAUACUGUGGGCGCAAUUGUGUGUAUCUGUAUACCAUAAUGCCCGUAUGCCUCUGUACAGGCAGUCAGGCGGCGGAAAUGCGGUGCGAAUCGGUGUUCCUUCGGAUCACGCGUCGCGCGGUGGUUCGAAAAACUUCCACCACAGGCGGUCGAAGGGGUCGCCGGCUUAUAAGAUCUCGCUUGGAUUCUUCGUUUCGACACUGGCUGCUAUUUUACUGAUCUCUGCGUUUUUCUAUUUCUCGCUGCAAGGUGGGGAGGUAAAUAGAUUCCAAGUUCAAGAGGAUGGCACAGUCAAUGAUAUGGAUUUUCUCAAGGAUGUGACACGAAUUCAACAAUCCAAUGAGCUCAAAUUUGGCCGUGGAUCAGUGUCCCAUGGUGGGGAUUCACGGUACUGGGAAAAAGAUGAUAGAAGGAGAGAUGAAGGGUAUAGCGAGGAAGAACUAGAGAAAACCCAUGUUGGUUCUGUGGAUAAGUUUGAUAAUCUAGGGAAAGACACGGAGAAAAAAUCUUAUUCUACUCAAUCUCGUAAUUUCUUGGAUCAUCGAGGACAUGGCUUAUACAACGAAGCUGGACGAAAUGAAUUGAAAAUGUAUGAAGCUGAAUAUGAGGCGUCUUUACAAGGGUCUGGAAAUACGAAAAAUGUUAGCAAUCAAAACCAGGAAUCUAGCAGUGCCAACGGGAGAGAGCAUAGGAUACUGGAUGAUUUUGAUGAAUAUGAUGAUGGCAUGUACUUGCAGGAUGAUCAAAUAGAAGAAGAUGAUGAUGUUUGGCGCAAUGACAAGGAUCGGUCUGAUGCUACUAAAUCCCAUGCUGUAGAUUCUGGGGAGACUCUUCAUGUGCAUCAUGCUAGAGAUAAGAAACAAAAUGUCAAUGAGGAGGCUGAUAAAGAAACAAGUGGUUUGCAUGGCAAGGAAUCUUUGUCAGACACACAUCAAACAGAAAUUGAUCAAAAUUCUGGGCAUGCUAGUUCAAUUGAAAGUCUAUCCAAUCGACGGAUGAAUCCCAAAAAACGAUCUGUUUCAAAAAAGAAGCCUAAACGCAGAAAAAGUUCUGGUUCUUGUGAGAUGAAAGUUUUGAAUUCAACAGAGCUAUUGGUGGAACCCUUGGAGAGUCGAAAGUUUGCAAGAUUUUCCUUACAGUUUACGGAAACAGAAGAAGCACCCAAUGGAGAUGAAUAUUGGGAACCUAGAUUUGCAGGACAUCAGAGUCUCAUAGAAAGGGAAGAAUCUUUCGUUGCUCGUGAUCAAAAAAUUAAUUGUGGCUUUGUGAAAGGCCCUAAAGGGUCACCCAGCACAGGGUUUGACUUAGCUGAAGAUGAUGCAAAGUACAUUAGCAGUUGCCACAUUGCUGUUGCUUCGUGCAUUUUUGGUAAUUCUGAUCGUUUGCGAUCACCAUUUGGCAAAACGGUCUCUCGCCUAUCAAGGAAAAAUGUAUGCUUUGUCAUGUUUGUGGAUGAUAUAACUUUGCGAACUCUUUCAUCGGAAGGCCAAAUGCCUGAUGUGAUGGGUUAUGUUGGAUUAUGGAAGCUUGUGGUAGUGAAAAAUCUUCCAUAUAGUGACAUGCGGAGAGUUGGGAAGAUACCAAAAUUUUUGGCUCACCGACUUUUCCCUAAAGCCAGGUACUCAAUUUGGUUAGACAGCAAGCUUCGCCUGCAGCUUGAUCCAAUGCUUAUCCUGGAGUAUUUCCUAUGGAGAAAAGAAUAUGAAUAUGCUAUUUCUAAUCACUAUGCUCGUCAUUGUUUGUGGGAAGAGGUUGCCCAGAAUAAGAAGCUCAAUAAGUAUAACCAUAGUGUCAUAGAUGAACAAUUUGCAUUCUAUGAAGCAGAUGGGAUGAAAAGAUACAAUGCAUCAGACCCUGACCAGCUUCUACCCAGCAAUGUACCUGAAGGCUCUUUCAUUGUCAGGGCUCAUACACCCAUGUCAAAUUUGUUUUCUUGCCUUUGGUUUAAUGAGGUUGAACGGUUUACUCCUCGUGACCAGCUAAGUUUCGCCUAUACGUAUUACAAGCUGAGAAGGAAAAAUCCCGAAAAAACCUUUAGACUCAAUAUGUUCAAGGAUUGUGAGAGGCGCAAGAUGGCUAAACUGUUCCACCACAGGUCUGAGGAGAAGCGGACAGACCUGGGGCAUGAGACCGAGUAAUCUCAUUGUAUGUAGUAGUUUUCUGGAUGAAAUGGUUAUUCUUUUCCGUCAUACACGUUUGAGUGGUACGUUUGCUAGCUUUUCCGAAGAAUUGCAAGCACAUGCCUCAGUUGGCAUGGUGUAGCCAUGCAAGGUCAGUUUCUCUGACUCCUCGAAAUCCUUGAUUGGUGCAAAAAAGACAUGGGCGCUGGUUUCUAGAAGGUUGAUUCCAUUUAUUAUUUCAUUUCAUGCAUUAAACGAUCAAUGUCAAUGUCAAAUUAAUGCAACUGGUGUCGGCGUGGCAGUAUUCAUUUGAUGUUGAUCACCUGCUGCUGUUGUUGCUACACAGUAAUACAUCAUUGUCAUUCUUUAGUUGAUAAAAGUUUUGGACUAUUCAUAUGUUUUAUAUAGUCUUUCUCCGUUGCUGCCUAUGUAAUAUAUGACAUGAUUGUUUUUUCAUGUGGUUGAGUUCAAUCGGUUGGAAGAUUUGAUCAUAAGUAUAUUUAUUCAUGCCA